This is a messenger RNA of Caenorhabditis briggsae, 1365 nucleotides long. The transcript has 3 exons. Lineage: Eukaryota; Metazoa; Nematoda; Chromadorea; Rhabditida; Rhabditidae. The coding region runs from base 1 to 1365 and encodes 454 amino acids. The record is from RefSeq and is a predicted model, not a curated record.
AUGGACCAGGACGGAGUUGGAGCUGGCAAACGCACCAAACUUGAUGACCAAGAUUUCAGAAAUCAUUUGAGAACACUUUUCAAUCAAAGAAUCACAAUCGAAAAGGCUUAUGACGAUGUGAAUAGUGUGGAGAGUGAGUCCGAGAAUUGGACCAAAUUAUCGAGAAUUUCGGAAUUGAAAAGAAAAAGUGACUAUUCGGAUCGAAUGAAACAACAAUGGAACAAUAUUUUGGAUUUUCUUUUUGCUGGAAGUCAUCAUAUGAAAGUUGGCAAAAUUACGGAUGUCUAUGAGGAAUAUGCACUGAAAUAUUUUGAUGAUCUGCAACAUCGAAACAAGAAAAAGAUCAAAGAUCAUGAAGAGAUUCUGAAUAUCCUGUUCCACCGCCAACACAGUCAAAAAUGCUACGAGGCAUCCACCAUUUUCCACCUUCAAAUCAAAAAGAUCAAAUUCACAAUUGGCUACAAGGACAUUUGCAUUGAACUCGUCACCGAGGACAAGACUCAAAAAGAUAGGCCCACAAAGGUGUUGAAAUUGGAAUAUUGGUGUUUGGGAGAAAAGAAAUGUGCAGUGGUCUAUGGAAACACUAGAUUCACUAUGAUGAAGUCUUGUGAUGAAGCGGCUUCAAUGGACCUGUACUUUCUGCUCCAACACCCAAGAUUGAUUCUCGGAGAGUUGAAAUUCUCAGUUGAGCCAUACGAUUCGGCUUAUCCCGGAGUGUUUCCGGAUAUUUCUGUGUACAGAAUGAUUCAUGGAUUAUUUCAAUUGAAUGAUCGUAAGAUGAAUGUCAUCAAUUUCAACAUCAUGCUCACCAGAGAGCUUUUGUUCUGUGGAAAAACAACAUUUACCAGUGACUCCCUUCCGUUGGACAUGCUCUUGGAUUUCUUCCAACAAGGCGUUCUUCACAAGAUUCGACUUCAAAUUUGGAACGAUUUUGAGACGACGAAGGGGAAUGAGGAGUUUGAAGCGCAGGACAGAUUCAAGCAGAUUCAGCUGAGUGAGACUAUGCUUAAUGGAUGUAAUGCAUGGAAGAAGGCGAAUAUUUUGGAUGUUCGUGACGCGCAAAUCUGUCAGAAUUGGAAGCUUUUCUAUCAUUUUACAAUUUUGAAAGUGGAAAAUAUGACUGGAGAGAUUCUGAUGGAGUUUAUCAAGGUUCUCAAAGAAAAAGGCGAAGAAGGAAGAGACAUCAAAAUGCAAGUGGCAAACGCUAUCGUUUUGGAUCAAAUCGCAGUGAAAGUGCUUGAAACUUUCAAAGAGUUAAGUGUGCAAAAAACCGAAGGCUCUUUGAAAAUCACAUUUGAAACCAAUAAGAAGAAUCAAGUUUCGAUGGAUUUCGGAUGGCAGGACAUUCAAAUUGAAAUUCGCUAA